Oldenlandia corymbosa var. corymbosa is the source of this 300-nucleotide messenger RNA. The record is from the annotation of a GenBank genome assembly. Lineage: Eukaryota; Viridiplantae; Streptophyta; Magnoliopsida; Gentianales; Rubiaceae.
AUGGGGAAAGAUAUUUGUGACUGGGAGAUAUUUGUGAGCAACUGUAGUGGGUACCCCAUGGUGACUACAUUUGUACCUCGUCAUAAGUGCAAAUUCAGGCAUAAGAAUAAGAGUGUAACAUAUGGCCUUGCUGGUCACAACCAGAGGAAGUGCCCCUUCAUUGAUCCUAUAGAAGGGGUUGUAGACCUUGGCAGCAAUGAGGAUGACCUUUCUGAUGUGGUACAACUUAAUGUGAAGACAGUCGCACCAGAAAAUUCAAAAUCUAUUAUGAUGCCUUUAUUGCCUGUAAGUGUACUUUAA